Galeopterus variegatus (Sunda flying lemur) is the source of this 2022-nucleotide messenger RNA. RefSeq names its product decorin (gene DCN). Lineage: Eukaryota; Metazoa; Chordata; Mammalia; Dermoptera; Cynocephalidae. Gene Ontology annotation, molecular function: protein binding. The transcript has 8 exons. The record is from RefSeq and is a predicted model, not a curated record. The coding region runs from base 406 to 1488 and encodes 360 amino acids.
UACAAUAAGACAAAUUUCAAUUCAAGUUGCUCCUCUCUACUAUAUGAGCAGCUUAGAAUAUUUAGCAGAUGAAAAAGGAAUAAAGCAAAAGGGGAGAAAAAGCCGAUAAAGUUUCUGGCUACAAUACAAGAGACAUAUCAUUACCAUAUGAUCUAAUGUGGGUGUCAGCCGGAUUGUGUUCAUUGAGGGAAACCUUAUUUUUUAACUGUGCUAUGGAGUAGAAGCAGGAGGUUUUCAACCUAGUGACAGUCACAGAGCAGCACCUACCCCCUCCUCCUUUCCACACCUGCAAACUCUUUUGCUUGGGCUGAAUAUUUAGUGUAAUUACAUCCCAGCUUUGAGGGCUCCUGUGGCAAAUCCCCGGAUUAAAAGAUUCCCUGGUUGUGAAAAUACAUGAGAUAGAUCAUGAAGGCAACCAUCGUCUUCCUCCUGCUUGCACAAGUUUCCUGGGCUGGACCAUUUCAACAGAGAGGCUUAUUUGACUUUAUGCUAGAAGAUGAGGCUUCUGGAAUAGGCCCGGAAGAGCGUGCUCCUGAUUUGCCUGAAUUAGAGCCCCUGGGACCAGUAUGUCCCUUCCGCUGUCAAUGCCAUCUUCGAGUUGUCCAGUGCUCUGAUUUGGGUCUGGAAAAAGUGCCAAAGGAUCUUCCCCCUGACACAACGCUGCUGGAUCUGCAAAACAACAAAAUAACCGAAAUCAAAGAUGGGGACUUUAAGAACCUGAAGAACCUUCACGCAUUGAUCCUUGUGAACAACAAAAUUAGCAAAAUCAGCCCUGGAGCAUUCACACCGUUGGUGAAAUUGGAGCGACUUUAUCUGUCCAAGAAUCAGCUGAAGGAAUUGCCAGAAAAAAUGCCAAAAAGUCUUCAGGAGCUGCGUGCCCAUGAGAACGAGAUCACCAAAGUGCGAAAAGCUGUGUUCAAUGGCCUGAACCAGAUGAUCGUCAUAGAACUGGGCACUAAUCCACUGAAGAGCUCAGGAAUUGAAAAUGGAGCCUUCCAGGGAAUGAAGAAGCUCUCCUACAUCCGCAUUGCUGAUACCAAUAUAACCUCCAUCCCUCAAGAUCUUCCUCCUUCCCUUACUGAAUUACAUCUUGAUGGCAACAAAAUCAGCAAAGUUGAUGCAGCUAGCCUGAAAGGACUGAAUAAUUUGGCUAAGUUGGGACUGAGUUUCAAUAGCAUUUCUGCUGUCGACAAUGGCUCUCUGGCCAACACACCUCAUUUGAGGGAGCUUCACUUAAACAACAACAAGCUCAUCAAAGUACCUGGUGGGCUGGCGGAGCAUAAGUACAUUCAGGUUGUCUACCUUCAUAACAACAAUAUCUCUGCAGUUGGAGCAAAUGACUUCUGCCCACCUGGAUACAACACCAAAAAGGCUUCUUAUUCGGGUGUGAGUCUUUUCAGUAACCCGGUUCAGUACUGGGAGAUCCAGCCAUCCACCUUCCGAUGUGUCUAUGUGCGCUCUGCCAUUCAGCUUGGAAACUACAAGUAACUCUCAAGAAAGCCCUCAUUUUUAUAACCUGGCAAAAUCCUGUUAAUUGCUUAAAAAAAAAAAAUGAAAGCUAGAUACUGGAAACCUAAUGCAAUGUGGAUGUUUUCCCCACAUGACUUAUUAUGCAUAAAACCAAAUAUGCAGUUUAAACAAUUGCCUACAAUAAAAAAUAUUUUGCCUGCCAUUUUCAGAAUCAUUUUUUGAAGCUUUCUGUUGAUGUUAACUGAGCUAUCACAGAUAUUGUUUCACUAAAUGUAAAAUUUGGAGUAAAUGUGUAUGUCAACGAUUUAGUAAAGCUUUUCUUUUUUUUUUUAAUUUUCAGAAGAAAUCAAAUAAAAACAGUAUCAGUCUUCUGUAAUUCAUAGAACAGUUAGCUCCUUUGAUAUAAAGCCAAAUGCCAAACGCUAACUCUGUAUUAAUCCCCAUUACUACUAAUAAAGCCUCAUUUGAAUAUGUGAAUUCAAUACAGGCUAUGUAAAAUCUUUGCUAAUGUCAUUAUUUUGAAAAAAUAAAUUAAAAAUAUAUUCAAAAUUA